Messenger RNA from Kogia breviceps (pygmy sperm whale), 3691 nucleotides. RefSeq names its product interleukin 1 receptor associated kinase 1 (gene IRAK1). NCBI's taxonomy places the organism in Eukaryota, Metazoa, Chordata, Mammalia, Artiodactyla, Physeteridae. The record is from RefSeq and is a predicted model, not a curated record. Gene Ontology annotation, molecular function: ATP binding; protein kinase activity; protein binding. Gene Ontology annotation, biological process: protein phosphorylation; signal transduction.
GGCGGCGGCGGCGGCGGCGGCGGCCAUGGCCGGGGGGCCGGGCCCGGGAGACCCCGCGGUCCCCGGCGCCCAGCACUUCCUGUACGAGGUGCCGCCCUGGGUCAUGUGCCGCUUCUACAAAGUGAUGGACGCCCUGGAGCCCGCCGACUGGUGCCAGUUCGCCGCCCUGAUCGUACGCGACCAGACCGAGCUGCGGCUGUGCGAGCGCUCCGGGCAGCGCACGGCCAGCGUCCUGUGGCCCUGGAUCAACCGCAACGCCCGCGUGGCCGACCUCGUGCGCAUCCUCACGCACCUGCAGCUGCUCCGCGCGCGGGACAUCAUCACGGCAUGGCACCCUCCCGCCCCCUUUCUGCCCCCCACUGCCACCGCCCCGAGGCCUCACAGCAUCUCUCCACCUUCUGAGGCCGCGGCCCCCAGCCCCCAGAAGUUGCACUCGUCGGCCUCCACCCUCCUCUCCCCAGCUUUUCCAGGCUCCCAGACUCAUUCUGACCCUGAGCUCGGCCCUGUCCCAAGCCCUGCUGCCCUCCAGCCACCACUGCCAUCGCCAGCCCCUUCCUGUGUCAAGCGGAGCCCAGACAGCCCAGUGUCGCUCCUGCAGGGGGCCCACUCCUCUUCGUUCUGCUGGCCCCUCCAUGAGAUUUGCCAGGGCACCCACAACUUCUCAGAGGAGCUGAAGAUCGGGGAGGGCGGCUUUGGGUGUGUGUACCGGGCCGUGAUGAGGAACACGGUAUAUGCUGUCAAGAGGCUAAAGGAGGAGGCAGACGUGGAGUGGACCACGGUGCAGCAGAGCUUUGGGACCGAAGUGGAGCAGCUGUCGCGGUUUCGUCAUCCAAACAUCGUGGACUUUGCUGGCUACUGUGCUCAGAGUGGCUUCUACUGCCUCGUCUAUGGCUUCCUGCCCAACGGCUCCCUGGAAGACCGCCUCCACGUCCAGACCCAGGCCCGGCCCCCUCUCUCCUGGCCUCAGCGACUGGGCAUCCUUCUGGGCACGGCCCGGGCAAUUCAGUUUUUACAUCAAGACAGCCCCAGCCUCAUCCACGGAGACGUCAAGAGUUCCAACGUCCUUCUGGAUGAGAGACUGAUGCCCAAACUGGGGGACUUUGGCCUGGCCCGUCUCAGCCGGUUUGCAGGCGCCAGCCCCAGCCGGAGCAGCGCUGUGGCCCGGACUCGCACCGUAUGCGGCACCCUGGCGUACCUGCCCGAGGAGUACGUCAAGACGGGGAGGCUGGCCGUGGAGACCGACACCUUCAGUUUCGGCGUGGUGGUGCUGGAGACCCUGGCCGGCCAGAGGGCUGUGAGGAUGCACGGUGCCCAGACUAAGUAUCUGAAAGACCUAGUUGAAGAGGAAGCCGAGGAGGCUGGUUUGGCCCUGAAAAGCACGCAGAGCACACUCCAAGAAGGUCUGGCCCCAGAUGCCUGGGCCGCCCCGAUCGCCACCCAGAUCUACAAGAAGCACCUGGACCCCAGGCCCGGGCCGUGCCCACCAGAGCUGGGCCUGGCCCUGGGCCGGCUGGCUUGCUGCUGCCUGCACCGCCGGGCCAAGAGGAGACCCCCCAUGACCCAGGUGUACCAGAGGCUGGAGGAGCUGCAGGCAGCCGUGGCCGCGCCGCCUCUGGAGCCAGAGGCCGCCGGCCGCAGCCCCCCUUCCCCUCAGGAGAACUCGUACGUGUCCACCACUGGCAGCGCCCUGAGCAGCGGCGGCCCAUGGCAGCCCCCGGCGGCGCCCUCGGGAGCCCUGGCCCAGGCUCCAGAGCGGCCGCACAAAGGCGCCAACCAGCCCGUGGAGAGCGACGAGAGCACGUCCGGCCUGUGUGCUGCCCUGCGUUCCUGGCAUCUGACCCCAAGCUGCCCCCCGGGCCCAGCCCGGCCAGACAGCCCCGGCCCAGGGGCCGCCGUGUGGGCGCCAGCACCCCUCGGGCAGGCUGGCUGUUCUCAAGGGGAUGCCACCCGAGAGUCGAGCUGGGGGAGCGGCCCGGGGCUCCAGCCCACAGCUAUGGAAGGACCGCUCCUGGGCAGCUCCACGUCGUCACCGCCCCCCCAGAUUGUCAUCAACCCGGCGCGACAGAAGAUGCUGCAGAAGCUGGCCUUGUACGAGGAUGGGGUCCUAGACAGCCUGCAGCUGCUGUCGUCUAGCUCCCUCCCAGACUUGGGCCUGGAGCGCCAGAACAGACAGGGGCCCGAAGAGAGUGAUGAGUUUCAGAGCUGAACUGUCCGCCGGGUCAGAUCCCUAAACCCGGAAGUCAAAGUUCUCAUGGUUGGAAGUUCUCACAGCUUGCGAUCGCUCGGCAGCCUUGGGGGCUCCAUCCUCACGGAGGAGGGAAGGUGGCGGCCCUGCUGCUCUUGGGGCGUGGGCACAGGCAGGGCUCAGGGCCCCCCGGGCCGGCUGCUGCUGGCUGUCAGCAGGGCAGGACACCUCAACAGCCUGCCUUCAGGCCAGCAUUCGCGGGAGAGGAAAGCCGAUGUCGUUGGAGGGGCCGGUGCGGGGAGGAGGGCAGGUCUGAAGGCUGUUGGCUACACAGGCCAAGGAGGAGAGGUGAGUGGUCCAGUGGGACUAGCGGGGUGCCAGCUCCCCUGAGAGUUGGGCGGGGCUUCUGCAGCCCAGGCCUACAGCAGCAGCCCUUGGCCCUUCUUUUCAGACCUUGCUGAAGCCCUGGGGAAAAGCAGCCGCUCUGAUGACAGGAGCCAGUGGGGCCAGGGGCCCUCCCAGCUGCUUAUAAUUGGGAAGGGGAGCGUGAGGUGUGGCUGUCCCGUGGUUCAGUCCACUAACCAGAAGCGGGGGUUCUGAGAGGCGCCAGCGAGUGCAGCAGCGCCUCCCAUCAGGCUGGCGUCCGCAGGCUUCCCCAGGGAGCCGGGAGCCAGCCUAACAGGCCACCGAGCCGGGUCGGGCUCCAGAGGCCACAGGCUCAGCCUCAGGCCCGGGCGCUGCUUGUGACAGAGGGGCCACUACCCCAGGUUCGGCUAGGCCCAAGCCUUGUGUUACCCAGACAGUGAGAAGCCCCAAGACAGCAGGAAGUUGGGAGCAAGACGGAGAGGAAGGAAAAUAAAAAUGGGACUCACAUUUUUUAGAAGCAAGUCAGCGUUCGUGUAACUGAAUGUCUUUGAAAGUAGCCCAGGGCUGUAGCACAGGCUUCAAAUGAUUUUGUGUCUGCAAUCAUGAGUCACACUACAUGCCCCACGAAGCUAGGCAUUGGUGAAGUCCAAGCGGUCCUGGAGUAAUAAAAACUUACACUUUGAUCUCUGGCUGUACUUGUAGGCUUUGUGGCACUGAAAGCCUUGAGCUUUUCCAGUGCUUUUGAUCUCAGUGUUCUUGACCGUCCAAACCCAGACCCCAGCCUCCCACCCCCGGACCCUCUGGAGGUUCUUGUUUGCACUCCCAUUAAGCCGCCAUGCUGGUGGCAGAUCCACAACACUACUACCCAGCAGUACUUUCGCAGGUUGUUAAAUUUUCCCUAUUUUACGGAUCUUGACGCUAUUGUAAAUGGUAUUUUUGUUUCGUUUUCUAGUUGAUCAUUAACAGUGUAUAAGAAACACAACUGAGUUUUGUAUAUUGGCUUUGCGUUCUGUGGCCUUGGCUUCAGUUCACACCUUAGCUCUAGUAGUUUUUUGGUGAGUACCUUGGGAGAGUUUACGCGCACAAUCAUCUCAUCUGCAAAUAAAGACAGUUUCACCUCUUCCUUUCCGUUCUGUAUGC